This is a messenger RNA of Trichosporon asahii var. asahii CBS 2479, 396 nucleotides long. RefSeq lists its product as uncharacterized. Lineage: Eukaryota; Fungi; Basidiomycota; Tremellomycetes; Trichosporonales; Trichosporonaceae. The record is from RefSeq and is a predicted model, not a curated record. The transcript is spliced from 4 exons. The coding region runs from base 1 to 396 and encodes 131 amino acids.
AUGUUCUCCGUCCUCCGUUCGACCCGCCUUUCGACCCGCCUCGUCGCCCGUCCCCUCGUGCAGCGCGCCCCGCGCGCCGUUGCGUCCCUGCACGCGUCCGCCCGCGUCCGCGCGGCCGCGGACCCGUUCAACGACCCGCAGAUCAUCGAGAUGCGCGCCAAGAUCCAGAACCACGAGGGCACCAAGGCUGCGAUCCAGAAGCUGGGCGAGCUCAUGCAGGCCAAGGGCGUCGACAUCUCCAAGCCGCCCUCGGCGAUGCAGAUGAUGAAGCUCGGCAUGGACCCCGAGAUCCGCGAGGCGGGCCAGAACAUGCAGGAGGCCGGUGUGAACCUGACGCCCGAGGUCUUCUCCAAGAUCAGGGAGCAGGAGGAGGGCAACGACAACGACAAGAAGUAG